AUGCCACCCGGCUACGCCCGGAAUCCUCCACAGGCCGCGCACCCGACUCGGCGGCCCAAUCCCCAAGACCUCGCAGUUCUUCCGUCGAACGACCUCCCGACUCACUACGACCCACCAUCUCCGUCGUCGGCGACCUCGUCUUCCUCCCGCGAUGACGUCUACAGCACGUUCGUAACCAACGAGGGCAACAAGCUCGAGCCUAAUGCGCGCUGGCAGCGUGUGGGCAAGAUGUGCUCAUGGGGUCCGACAUUCGACGAGACGCAACGCGACCGGCGCACCCGCAAGAGGAUGCGCUUGUGUCUCGAGCAGCUGCUCCCAGAAUCCGCAGCCGAGCUCGGUGUCCCCGCCCCGCAGAACAUUGUCGACGCGGAGGAGCGUCGCCGCACACGGAAGAAGCUCAAGCAAGAAGACGACCAAUAUCUUCUCCCGCACCUCCGCAGCCCGUCUCCACCUCUCUCCACAGAAGACCUUGCGCCUAUGCUCGCCUUGCCCCGUAGCUACCUCGACAUUGUCACGAGUCCCGCCUUCCGGUACUCUUUGGGCGACGACACGAUGGAGCGCGGCUUGCAGCACACGGCUGCCGACUUACUCGAGGGCGAGAAAGGCCUGAUGCAAGCCUUGGGACGGAUGCGCGAGGUGCUGCGUAUGCGUGAGCGUGACGUGCCUCCCUUCCGUCGGCCAGCCGUGAACGGCGAGGCGUCUGGCACGGUGGCCGAUGGCACCGACGGAGCAGUGAACGGCAUUGUGGCCAUGGGGGCCAACGGCCAUGCCAAAGCCAGCAACGAGGAGCGCAUCCCACCGCUUCCCCAUGUCUCGGACACGGACAACCUUUGGAGAGUCACGCAGGAGCUGUUGAACACCCAGCCAGCUCCAGAGAUUUCGUUCAGCGCGACGAAGCCUGGCACUGCUGCCGACCCACCGCAGCCGAGCUCGCCCACGACCAAGGCGGGCCCCAAGCUCACGCCGGUCCACCGCCUCUUCACGUGCCCCGACGGUCUCACACUUGAGGCGAAGCCGGUCGCUGACGACCCGCGCUGGGCUGCCAUGGGCCCCAACCACCACUUUGCCCAGCGCCACAUCAAGUACAACCUCGACCUCCCUACCCAGCAGCACGCUGUCGACGACGCGCUCGAGCGUAUCUGGGAGUUACUAGCCGACUGUAAUGAGUACAAGGAGCGCUUAGAGGAGGCGCGCGAGCGUGUGUCGGACGUUGCGCGUGUGCGCAAGGCCGUGUGGAAGGUGAUCAAGCGGCGAGCAGGGCGUGAGCUGAACCGUAUGGAGGGCAAGAACGUAUAG
Molecule: messenger RNA, 1296 nt
Organism: Cutaneotrichosporon cavernicola
Lineage: Eukaryota; Fungi; Basidiomycota; Tremellomycetes; Trichosporonales; Trichosporonaceae
Exons: 1
Coding region: 1-1296 (431 amino acids)
Source: RefSeq, a predicted model, not a curated record